Molecule: messenger RNA, 1819 nt
Organism: Ceratitis capitata (Mediterranean fruit fly)
Lineage: Eukaryota; Metazoa; Arthropoda; Insecta; Diptera; Tephritidae
Gene: mRpS5
Product: 28S ribosomal protein S5, mitochondrial
Exons: 2
Coding region: 89-1324 (411 amino acids)
Biological process (GO): translation
Cellular component (GO): ribosome
Molecular function (GO): RNA binding; structural constituent of ribosome
Source: RefSeq, a predicted model, not a curated record
UGCGAGAACUCGAGUAUUAGAUGUUAUCGGUACAUCUCUAGCCGAACUGGUUGCUAUUGAUGGUUAAGUUAUUCAAUGCAUAUCUAAAAUGGCUUUGCGGAUUUUUGGAGCAGUUAGGCAGUCUUUCACAAGACAUUUCGAAAUACAAAGUGGCAUUAAUUGGAGUUCCUUAAAUUCCUUACGAUACACCAGCUUCUACAAUAAAUUACCUGCUGAGGACAUAUGGCGUGGAGUAACAUCUGUAAGCAACGCUGGCAAGAAAAGAGGCAGAGGAAAAGGGGCUGGUAAAAAGUUAGCUAAAGAUCUCAACAGGGGUCAGACAAUUGGAGUUGGAAGCAAAAAUGUUUUGUGGCCAGGUUUAAACGCUCCUAUUCUCCGAGGGAAGACUUUAAUUCAGCAAGAACAAUUAUCGGAGAGUAAUGAAGUUGAUAAAAAUAUGCAAAAAAUUAGAGAUCAAAUGAGCAAUUUUCGAUUUGCAAAGUUAAGUUCAAUAGAUCGUGGUUGGUCUGGAGCAAAAAUGCCUGGCCGUAGUAUUGGGCCACCUGACCCGAUUGGAGAUGAGUAUUUUGACAAUUUCGAUACACGGGUUCUUGAAAAUAAAAUUGUAUUUAUUAUGAAAGGAAAUAUGGGAAGAAAAAGACGUUACUCAGUUCUUACGAUUACUGGAAAUAAACAAGGUUUGGGAGGUUUUGCUGUCGCCAAAGCCCCUGAAGUUAGAACUGCUUUAAGAAAAUCUAAGAAUAGAGCAGCUCAAAAAACUAUAAAAAUUGAGUUGUGUGAUGGCCACACAAUAUUCCAUGACUUCUCUUGCGCAUUUGGUCAAACAAGAAUUUUUGUAGAAAGAAAACCGGAAGGUUAUGGUCUUAUUUGUCACCGUGCAAUUGAAACUAUUUGCAAAGUCAUUGGAAUUCGGAAUUUGUACGCAAAGAUAGAAGGCUCCACAAAUUUGCAACAUAUUGUUAAAGCAUUUUUUCUGGGAUUAUUACAACAAAAAACCCACGAAGAAAUCGCCCAGCAAACUAAUUUACUUGUUGUAGAGUUUCGUAAUGAAGCUGGAAAACAUCCACGAAUCGUAUCCCAACCAGAAUAUUGUAGAACAAAUGAACAGAUUAAGCAAAACGAAGUUUUAGACUACAAUCAAUAUGUUUUAGGUGAUAAGAUUAUUUUGAAAAAAGAUAAGCUCGAUCCGUUCUUUGUUAAUAGUAGAGGAUAUAUAUUGUACUUAAAAAGGAAAGAACAAAUUCGAAAUCAAAAUAAGGUACGAGCAAACAUGCUAGCAUUUAACGAAGACCAUAUAAAAGUUUGCAGCAAAUUAGAAAAGUAGAUAAACUUAUUUGCACUAAUUUUAAGAGGAGUGUCACCUAAUAUUUGAUAAAAAAAAACAACCUUAUGUGUAAAUACAUAAAGCUUUAAUUUUAAUAAAAAUAACCCAUGAUUUUUUUUUGUUAGAAAUACAAACUGUUAUAAAAGAAGGGUUUGGACCAAAUGAGCCAUAAAAAUUUACUUGCUAUUUAGAUUUUAAUAAAUGAAAAUAACUGCGCUCAUUUAAUACUAUUUUUCCUUUUAGAACUAAUAUAUGCCACCAAAAACUCAAAUUUUUCACACUCAGUCCGUAUAAUUCCAAAUGUUUUAUGAAAAAAUAGAAAUUUAAGACUCAUUUUCAUUAAUUCCAUUGAAUUGAGAUUUUUGGGCUUAACUUUAAUUUUUUGUUUACAAAAUUUGAAAUAUGUUGGCUUUAGAAUUUUAUCCGAUUUUAAUGGAUUAUUGUAUCUAAACGCGUUGAUCGAUUUAAUUAAAUUAUAAUAUGCAAUGAAUUAAA